Chiroxiphia lanceolata (lance-tailed manakin) is the source of this 3791-nucleotide messenger RNA. RefSeq names its product noggin-like. NCBI's taxonomy places the organism in Eukaryota, Metazoa, Chordata, Aves, Passeriformes, Pipridae. The record is from RefSeq and is a predicted model, not a curated record. Gene Ontology annotation, biological process: negative regulation of cell differentiation; osteoblast differentiation; negative regulation of BMP signaling pathway. The transcript has a single exon. Bases 2687 to 3718 code for a protein of 343 amino acids.
ACAUUCAACAGGGCAGCCUUUCUCCCACUUCUUAGCUCAGGGGUGGCAAACGCAUUGUCUCUGAGCUGAGAGUCUCAAAGGGAAGGGGAGACUUACCUGUCAAUGGAGACGGCAGCCAGGGUAAAGCUGCUGGCAUACAUGGUGAGGUAGAUCAGGAAAUGCACAGCCUUGCAGGCAAAGGCCCCAAAAAGCCACCCAUCCAAGGUGUAAAUGGUGGCCUGGAAAGGGACACAGCAGAUGAUGAAGCACAAGUCUGCCACGGCCAGGUUAAGGAUGAAGAGGUUGGUGGUGGUGUACUUGACUUGGCCAUUCUGCAGCAGCACAGCCAGCACCAGCCCAUUACCCACAGUACCCACGAGGAAGAUGAGGGAGAAGAUGAUGGGCACAAUAAUCCCUGCUGCUUGAAGCUCCAGGCUGUCAGAAGAGAUGUUCCAUCCCUCUGGCAUCUCCCCACCUGACCGUGGGGACCUGCAUGGGAAGAAAGGGAGAAAGCCCUAAAGUGCCUGAUUCCAGCCUUUGACACCCAUAUUUCUCCAGAGAUGCCAAUCUCAACCAGCUGGUUAAAUGAUGACACUAAGAUCCUCAUGAUGUUGCUGGCAAGAAUGUUGUUGGGAUCAGUCAGCUCACACCUGGCUUAAGCAAAACUGAAGCCCCUUUCUCCUGCCCAAAUUCACAUUCCCACUAUGGCAUCUCCUGUGCUCCCAACCCCCUGAAGGAUCCCCACUGCCCUACCACCUGGCCUCCUUUAUAUUCCUCCUACAAUCUCAAAGCUGCUAAACCUCUUGGGAUUGCUUGCUUUGGCAAGUCUAAACCCUGGCUAGUAUUUAACCGGGCUUGUCCACGAGGCCAUGGGGAAGGGGGCUUCCAUGGUCUGUGAGUGGUCCUGGCACACUCAGCCCAGGGCUGUGCCACCUCCGUCAGCAGGAACCUGAUGCCUGGAUCACACCCCACAGCAGCAGCAGCCCAACAUACUCUUAUCACAAGGGAACUCCUUAAGCUGGGGCCACCUCCACUCUGGAACUGGCUGCUCCUUGCUCCCGGUGCAGUAGCUAUGCUCUGCAGAGAAGAGGCAAUUAAGGGCACCUUUUCAUGAUACUGAGAGGUGGUAAUGGUGGCAGUUUGGUGAGGAGCUGCCUGAAAUAUGACAUGAUGAACACUGUGAAGGAGUGUGUUAUUACCACAGCUCAAGGUAUUGUGAUCUGCUGCAAAACUUCCUCCAACCCUGAGUAACACUGUGCUCAGGCAGGGAGUGCCAACAGCCUAUCUCCGAAUGAGCCUUCCCCUUGUUUGCUAUCGCUAGAACAAAUUGUCCUUCUCUGAGCAAUAACUGAGAGGGAAAGACACCAUUAUCUAGCUACUGUUGACAUGCAAUUAACUCAGUUUUGGGUCAUGCAAGCUCCUUCACCCCAUGCUCCCCCAUGCCUCAGCUCACGCCACUUCGUUUUCCCAGCUCCUUCGUGUAUCACACCAAAAGACUUUCUCUGCCUCUCUGGCUCUUCUGUCCCCUCUGUCCUACUGAUAACUAUCCAUCUGGCCCCAUGAGAUCUCCUCAAUGGAGCAGAGGGGCCUGGCCUCCCUCUGGGCAUGCAUGGUCACCAGGGUGUCUUUUCUCAGGGAGCCCAAGGCCACCUCUCAGCUUGGGAAGCCAGCACUCACCUUUUCAAGGAAGGGUCUGGAGCUUUGCCACUCGCUUGGGGAGGGGGAGACCUCUGGUCCAGCCCAGGUGAUGGUGACAAGGAGGAUGCAGACUACCAAAGAGUUUGUCCAGGCAGCUUGGUCACUCUGGUCACUCCUGCCUGGUGCUCCGCUGCCUCCCCCUGCCUGCCACCAGCUCUGCUCUCUCUCCUUCUGGAACUCCUCUCCUUUCUCUCUGUCUCCCCCUUUUUCCCUCCCUCUGCUCUUGCUGCUGAACCAUAGAUCUCUGUUGAUUUUUUUUUCCCAUUUCUCUGAGGUUGGGUUUGGAGUUAACUCCUCUCUGCCCAGCUUUUCUACAGGCUCAGCUGCUCCUUGUUCCACUGAGGAAGGGGUGGCAGAGAAAAAGCCCACUAUUCUCUGGUGGGAGAGGGAGAAUGGAGGGGGGAAGGGUCUCAUGGACCCUGGUGGCCACCCCUCAAUGCUGAAUGUUCAGGAUGUCUUAUCCAACACCUCCAGGGAACAAGAAUAUGCCACCACAGCGAGCCUGGUCCCUGCCCUGACCUUGGGAUAGGGCCCUAACCCCUCUGGAGCAUAAGCAAUUAAUUGCUAUUACUAGCUGUUAUUAAUUAUUGUUAAUAGCAUGGCUCUGAGCAGAUUGAGCCUCUCACACAAUGUCUGACCUGGGGAAGGAGGAGAAUGCAGGUUUUGGUUUCCAUCCAGCCCAGACCUGCACGCCACCAGUGCUGCCAGGGCACUGCAGGGUGAGGAGGGAGGACAAGCCAUCAAGGGAGGUUAUCUCCAGAGGUUCAGCUUCAUCACAGUUGCCUGGGACAGCAUGGGUGCUGGCUGAUGUGCCAAGAGAUGACAGUGACCCACACAGCCCUCCUGCCCUGCUGCCAUGUCCACCCUGGUGACAGGACCUAUACCCUGAGGACUUCCAGGUGUGCUAAGACUGAGUGCAGCUAGGCGAUCCUUUCCCAGCAAGACUCAAAGGCCACCAGCUUCCCUUCGCUGGGAAGGUCCUGGGUGCCUCUUCCAGUGAUGGAGCAGGAUGUGGAGAAGGAGGUGCUGGCCCCUUCCCCUCCACAGCAGCUCUGAUAGCCCUCUGGGGUCAGUGGAACCCUGUGGCCUGACAGAAGGGAUAAUACAGCUUCUCCAUCCCACGUGCCCCUGUGGCAGAAGGGAGCAUGGUGUCCCCGCCAGCUCACUAUCAGCUGCUGUAACCAGGGAAAAGGGGAAGGCCAUGUCUUGGGACGUGGUGAUAACCCGGGGGAUGCGGCAGAGCACAAGCCUGCACCCUGCCACAGCACUGCUCACCAUGGAGGGACCACACCGCUGCUGCCUCCUCCUCCUCCUCCUCUACCUGCUCCCACUGGGCAUCCCAAGCCCACCACUGCCUCUGGAGGAACCUCAGGAUCUGCCACUGACACUGUCCAGCACCGCUGACCCCACUGCCCACCUGCUGCGCGGCCGCCCCUCAGCCCCAGUGCGGCCCUACAGCCUCUCGCUGUCCCCUGAGGAUUACCGCUACUCCCCCAAGCCCCGGCACCUGCGCCCUGGGCGGCUGCGCCGGCUCCUAGGCUCGGCCUUCGACCCCUUCUGGAUGGCAACCGAGGAGCCCCGGGGUCGCAACAGCAGCAUCCUCGAAGAGAACCUGGAGUCCAUGAGCAGGGACCUGGCAGAGGGUGCUGGGCGCUACCGCCGCAAGCUGUGGCGAGAGGUGGAGGGGCUGGAGCUGCCCACCCUGCUGCCCCCUGGCCCGGAGUUGCCCCCUGAGCUACCUGGGGCCCUGGCCCGCCACCUGCGGCAGUGGCUGGUGGAACUGGCUGCCUGCCGCCUCACCUCCACCUGGGUUGACCUGGGACCUGUCUUCUGGCCCCGCUGGGUGCGCCACACCGCUUGUGACACCAGACCUCCUGGCUGCUCCUGGCCCCCUGGCAUGAUCUGCCGCCCCACACAGCUCACUCGCAUCAAGCUGCUGGCCUGGCAUUGCUGGGUCCUCCAGCACCCAGGCCCACCAAACUGCACCUGGCGGCAGAUCCCCUACCCUGUUGUGACUGCCUGCAAGUGUUCCUGCCGCUGAGGGGGCUGCAAGGGGCUAUGGAGGGACCCCAUGGUACCUGUUCUUGUAGCCAAAAGGCCUGAAAAGGCAAGAG